AUGGACCCCACUCAAUGGCGCGAGAGUGUCCUGUCCACGCGCUCAUUAUCCUACAUCAGUCAGGCCGGCAGCCUAAUAGCCCAAUCUCCAGGCAUUCAACAAGGCCCCGCAGGCAGACAAACGAGCGUAUCGUACUUCCGCCAGCCGACACGGACGAGCACGCUGAACAGCACGAGCGAGUACUCAGAAGAAGGAGAGGACUUGGAGAUGGCAGACGUGAAGAAGGAAGAGCCGGUUGGGCUGAGCAACAUACCUGAGCUCCCGGAGAGCGUGGCCAACUCGCUGCUGUUUGAGCUACCCAGGGAGAUUAGAGACAGGAUAUACUCCAUGUGCCUCACGGCGGAGGACGGCAUGCCGGUCGAGUGGCCGCGACCGCGAGAAGUAUCGGGCUCGUAUGACCUGCAGCCUCAAUUGCUACGGACGUGCAAGAUCAUCCACGACGAGUCGGCGCCCUUACUAUACACGAUCAACAACUUGACGUUUCACCAUCCGUCAGACGCGAACAUGUUUGUGCAUGCAUUUGCGUCCUCGCCGAUGUACGGACGUCAAAUCACGAACCUGAGCCUCCAUAUCAAAGCGCAGGAUAUGCGGUUAUGGAUGCCGUACCUGACAUCUACGGACGAAGUGAGGAGUUUGAAGGCGGAUUUCCCGAAUUUGAAGGAAUUGGGUGUGCGGUUUCGGAGUAACAAGUGGCAACAUCAACAUCCACCGGAGAUCAACCUCAAGAACUGGUGUGAGGAUAGUCGGCUGGACGAGGUGAUUGAUGGUCUGCGGCAUGUCUUCCUGCCAGGGACGCCUCCUGAUCGAGGUCAGAUCAGCGAUAGGGAGUUCCAACAAUACAUGGCGCGGAAUCCCACUGCCUUCGAAGAUGCAGAUGUCAACACACAGUUCAGGAAACGAAUGAUGGAGCUGCACAAGGCUCGAAACAUCCUCAAAGGACCGCGACAGGAUGCGCCAAUUAUUCGUGUCUGCUGUGCGUGCCGAGUCCAUGCUACACAUUUCACGGCACUCACGACCCCGAAUGCUAUGGAACCCCGGCCUCAAGUGGACGCGAAUGGCGAGCCUCUGCCCGAUAUGCCCGUGCCUGUCCGCGAUGGUGAGGCUUUCCGUGGCUUUACUGCCGUUGAUCUGCAGAAUGGUAUCAAGCGGUUAUACGAUCCAGAUCUCGGCUCUGCGAACGUGGCCCGCACGCCGUACGCUGAUAAGGGACGCAUUCUCAUCGCAUUGGAGAUUCACUGCUUAGAUCCAAAGAAGGACAACGCAGAGCGCGCUGCAUGA
Messenger RNA from Zasmidium cellare ATCC 36951, 1278 nucleotides. RefSeq lists its product as uncharacterized. Lineage: Eukaryota; Fungi; Ascomycota; Dothideomycetes; Mycosphaerellales; Mycosphaerellaceae. The record is from RefSeq and is a predicted model, not a curated record. The transcript has a single exon. Bases 1 to 1278 code for a protein of 425 amino acids.